UUACAUCUCGAACCAUUCCUCUUAUUGGGAGUGUUCAAUUGACCAGAUCAGCAUACUGAGCUCACUGCUUUGUUUAUCACAUUUCUUUUGAAGCAUUAUUUAGAAAUAUAAAUAUUAUUAUUAUUAGCUAUGGGUAUUUAAGCGAUUUGUUUUUGUUCACUAAAACUUCAAAAUUUUAAGCAGAAAAGAGUUUUGUGCAUAAAAUAUGGACGGAGAAGACGAAAGGGCUCCAGCCCCUCCAGUUAGGCAUGCUUCUCAAAAAAAUCCUAGUGAAUUUGUUCAAGCUGGUAGCAAACCGUUGCCCAUAGCACCAAUACAAGAUGAAAGAAAAAAAAAAGGUUUCAACAAAAUCUUCACACAAACCAUCAAAAAGAAGCCAGAAAUAUCAUUGCCAACACAAUUUUCACAUACUAUCCAUGUAGGGUUUGAUCCAGUAACUGGAGAUUUCACAGGCAUGCCUGAUUCAUGGGCAAAACUUCUUUCUGUCUCAAACAUAACACAACAAGAACAAAAGCAGAAUCCUCAAGCUGUGAUUGAUGUUUUAAAGUUUUAUGACUCUAGCACAAAAAAUCAAGUAGAUGACAAAUUUAUGAACUUUAAUAAAUCUGUUAGUCCAACGUUUGGUCCUAAAUCAGCAAGAAUUCCUGAAGAUGGUCCAUUGGAGGAUCGACCUAAGGUUAAUAAUGUGAAAGUGGACCAAGGAAAGGGGGAUGGUCCACCUGCACUGCCAACACGACCUGAGCAUACUAAAUCUAGGUUUAUAACAGCAGAUCAACUUGCAGGGUCAGGAGUUAAACCAUUAUCUCCAACUAACUCAGAAUCAGAUGCUUCAAAAGGUGUAAAGAGACGUAAAAUGACAGAUGAAGAAAUUAUGGCUAAGCUCAGGACCAUUGUUACUGUAGGUGAUCCUAAUAAAAAAUAUUCAAAAUUUGAGAAAAUUGGUCAAGGUGCUUCAGGUGUUGUGUUUACAGCAAUAGAAGUUGCUACCGGAAAUGAGGUGGCAAUUAAACAAAUGAAUCUGUCCCAACAGCCUAAAAAAGAGCUUAUCAUUAAUGAGAUUCUUGUUAUGAGAGAAAAUAAACACCCUAACAUUGUUAACUAUGUUGAUAGUUAUUUGGUUGGAGAUGAGUUGUGGGUUGUUAUGGAGUUCUUAGCUGGAGGAUCUUUAACAGAUGUUGUUACUGAAACAUGUAUGGAUGAAGGUCAGAUUGCUUCUGUUUCAAGAGAGUGCUUGCAAGCUUUAGACUUUUUACAUGGUAAUGGUGUCAUCCAUCGUGACAUUAAAAGUGAUAAUAUACUUCUUGGGCUUGAUGGUGGUAUCAAAUUAACUGAUUUUGGUUUCUGUGCCACAAUUACACCAGAGCAAUCCAAAAGAUCAACCAUGGUUGGAACACCUUAUUGGAUGGCUCCAGAAGUUGUCACGCGCAAGCAGUAUGGUCCAAAAGUUGAUAUUUGGAGUUUAGGCAUCAUGGCUAUUGAAAUGAUAGAAGGAGAGCCUCCUUAUCUUAAUGAAAAUCCUUUAAGAGCUUUAUAUUUAAUUGCUACAAAUGGAACACCUGAACUACAACAUCCAGAACGUUUAUCUCCUGUUUUUCGAGAUUUUCUUAACAAAACAUUGGAAAUGGAUGUUGAUAAACGACCUGCUGCUCGUGAACUGCUAAUGCAUCCCUUUUUGCGUCAAGCCAAACCAUUAGCAAGUCUUCAACCAUUAAUAAUGGCAGCGAAAGAAGCUUCAGCACGACAUGGAUAGUCUUUAUGUAGUAAUUCUUGGUUUACAUAGUAAUGCAGCAAGAAUCAAAGCAUAUACGAUCUUGUAAGUAGGAACGAAUAUACUGAUAGACAUUCUAAAAAUUAGAUUUCAGGCAAUUAAUUGCUACAAUAUGCAAGAUUCAUAAUAAUUUGUACAUACAUUCGUUUUUAUUGCAGACUUGAGUUCUUUUUUAACGCUUUGUAUACCUUCGCUGUUUUUAUAGUUCAUUAUAUUUUUCAUCAAUAAUAAAAGCACUUUUUUUACUUCU
This is a messenger RNA of Hydra vulgaris (swiftwater hydra), 2018 nucleotides long. Its product is annotated as serine/threonine-protein kinase PAK 3. The record is from RefSeq and is a predicted model, not a curated record. NCBI's taxonomy places the organism in Eukaryota, Metazoa, Cnidaria, Hydrozoa, Anthoathecata, Hydridae. Gene Ontology annotation, biological process: protein phosphorylation; regulation of MAPK cascade; intracellular signal transduction. Gene Ontology annotation, cellular component: cytoplasm. Gene Ontology annotation, molecular function: ATP binding; protein serine/threonine kinase activity.